UUGUUGUGCUUGAAUUUUACAUUGCAUUUUUAUAUAAAUGAGUUUUGUUAUUUUUUUUUUUUUUUAGAUCACGUUGUUGUAAUUUUCUAUUGUAUAAAUUAUUACGAGAGUUUUUACUAAUAAUAACCCCACUGGUUCAAACAAAAAGAGUUUUGGUUUCAGCUGUAAGCAAACAUUUGUGAUACUUUUUAUUGCAACGAAGCCCAAAACCUGCUUGUUUCGCAUUCAUCCAGCCUCUGCAAGAUUUAUGACUGUGAACCGGGCCCUCUGGCUCCAUCUGGCGGUAAAACGCGGUAAUGACGCUCAGGUGCACUUCCGGUCCUUCUGUCAAAGAGGAAGUUCAACCGACAGCCCCGUGUUUUUAAUUCAAGCCUAACCUUUCUGGUGCUGUAAUUCUGGGACGAUCACGGUGAUCGAGAUGACGAUGUCAACGUUCCAGAAAGUGACCCUGGCGACGUGCGCGCUGCUGUGCGUCGCUCUGCUGCUGCCCAAGAUCCUGUUAUCCAGAGGGAGGAAGGAUGCUACCGAGCGGCCGGAGGCUUUAGGGUAUUUCCCACCCAGAGUGCACCCUCAGAUGUCCCCGGAGGGCCGAGGUCAGAGGGCAGCGGGGCCCAGCUUCUCCAGAGCCCAUAAUUCAGAGACCGGAACCAAGACCAAAGGAGGAGGAGCAGGACCGGGACCUGGGGGAAAGUCCAACCUGGCAGGACAGAUCAUUCCUGUGUACGGCUUUGGAAUCUUACUCUACAUCCUCUACAUUCUCUUCAAGAUCACGUCUAAAGGAAGCAGCAAGCCACCAGAGAGCAAGUUUAUUCCCGUUCGCUCAGAGAACAUGAAGAGAAAGAUCACUGACUUUGAGCUGGCCCAGCUGCAAGAGAAGCUGAGAGAGACCGAGCUAGUGAUGGAAAACCUCGUCUCCAGCGCCCAUCACAGUCCUGACAGGGUGACGGGGGUGACUCCGGACCAGGAGCAGAGCCUGCUGCAGCAGCUGACAGAGAUAACCCGCGUGAUGCAGGAGGGACAGCUGGUGGACGGCUUCGCUCCAGAGAAAAUCCAGAACGACUGGAACGAUUAUCACGGAGACCAGCAUCAGUACUGGGAGCCCCCCCACUGCUGUUGUCAGCACCGUUCAGAAGCACAGGUGGAAGGAGACCACGCCCAGGAUGGAGGAGAGGACGACAAAGAGGCGAGCUCGGAGAAGGUUUCCACUCCAGCAGCAAACCAAACCCCGGCACAAGAGAGGGAAUUAACAAUGAGAGAGGAGAACUGCCACAAACCGGAAUGUGCUGAUCCUGGUAUCCCGGAGCAGGAGCUGGAGGAGGAGCUGGAGCUCAGGCUGAAGGUCACGUCCAUGAAGGAGCAGGAAAACUCAGAGAAACCACAGAAUACGACGGAUAGAUCCUGCAGCUCCAUCAGAAGGAGGAAUAAGAGGAGGACGAAGAAAGCAGCCCACUGACUGACUGACUAACUCAGACAUUCCUGUCAGUUUUUCAUUGUUAACAUGAAAAUUCCAGUAGAUUCGGAAUUUUCGUGUGAAUGGCUGAAAAGUUUCAGAUUUCAUGUUCAAGCGUCCCCGACGACGCCUCAGGGGGUAAAGGGUUAAAGCUGUAGCCGUGUUUCUGUUAGCAUGAAAAAAUGCUUGCAGUAAAAGUUUUUUUAAAGGGUUAAUCCAUUGACUGUAUAUGAGAACUGGACGGAGUGACCCCAAACAGGAAGUACCUGCCGACUCCAAGAAGCCAGAAUCCCAUAGACUUCUAUAGAGAAAUAAACAGCUGUUACUCAGUCAGAACAAUCAUUCUUGAUCUGAUACUUUUUUUUUUUUAUCGCAAAUUAGUCCAGUUACAGACUGACCAAUCAGAUGCCUCAGUAAUAGCAUGUGGUCUCACGUUGAAUGUUUGAUUCUUCCAAGCUCAUUUUCAAGUGGUAGGAGAGUUCCUUCCAACAGGCUCCCUCCUGAUUGGUGAGAUUGGUUACCAUAGAAAUGUGGACUCAGACUCAAACCAAUCACUGCUUACUGACGAGGUCUGGCUCCAACAUGGUCACCUUCAGAUCAUGAAAAAAUGAUGACAUCAUGACAUCAUAAUUUGGAGUUUAGCUAAUAUUUUAGCCUCAUGCUAGCUGUUUUGGCUAAAUUAGACAUUUUACCAUCUUUUUUGGCAAGUUGGUAUUGACCUAAUGUUUCAGCUACAUGGUAGGUGUUUAGGCUAAAUUAGGCUUUUUCUCCGUUUUUUAGGCUAUUUUGGAGUGCGGGUAGUAUUUCAGCUACAUGCUAGCUGUUUUGGCUAAUUUAGAAU
Molecule: messenger RNA, 2291 nt
Organism: Oryzias melastigma (Indian medaka)
Lineage: Eukaryota; Metazoa; Chordata; Actinopteri; Beloniformes; Adrianichthyidae
Gene: ric3b
Product: RIC3 acetylcholine receptor chaperone b
Exons: 6
Coding region: 419-1453 (344 amino acids)
Biological process (GO): synaptic transmission, cholinergic; protein localization to cell surface
Cellular component (GO): neuronal cell body; intracellular membrane-bounded organelle; neuron projection
Source: RefSeq, a predicted model, not a curated record